UGUGCACAGUGUUGACCUCAGUACUGCUGAUGUCAGAGAAAGUGCUGGAUGAGUUCAACCCAAAGAGGUUCACAUCAGAACAUUCAGACUACAAGAGACUCAUUCCAGCUGUGAGAUGCUGUAGAAAAGCUCUAUUUGAAAGCUGUGGUUUUGAUGAAACAUGCUGUGAAACUCUGUCUUCUGCUCUACAAACAUCAAACCAUCUGACAGAGCUGAACCUGAGUAACAAUGAUCUGCAGGAUUCAGGAGUGAAGCUGCUUUCUGAUGGACUGAAGAGUUCACACUGUCGUUUAAACAUACUGAGGCUGUGUGGGUGUCAUCUCACUGCUCUGUCCUGUGAAAGUUUAUCUUCAACUUUACAAUCCUCAAACUCUGUCCUGAGAGAGCUGCACCUGAGUAACAAUGACCUGCAGGAUUCAGGGAGUGAAGCUUCUUUCUGAUG
Molecule: messenger RNA, 442 nt
Organism: Puntigrus tetrazona (Sumatra barb)
Lineage: Eukaryota; Metazoa; Chordata; Actinopteri; Cypriniformes; Cyprinidae
Product: NACHT, LRR and PYD domains-containing protein 3-like
Exons: 3
Coding region: 30-440 (136 amino acids)
Molecular function (GO): protein binding
Source: RefSeq, a predicted model, not a curated record